Molecule: messenger RNA, 1269 nt
Organism: Phaedon cochleariae (mustard beetle)
Lineage: Eukaryota; Metazoa; Arthropoda; Insecta; Coleoptera; Chrysomelidae
Source: the annotation of a GenBank genome assembly
AUGAGUGAUGAAAAAGCUGUAAUCAGUACUUGGGCACCUCAAGAAUUCAGAUGCAGAGUGUGUUUAGAAACAUCUACAAAAAUGUAUCCUCUUGAAGGACCUAUCAUAAAUUGUGAUGUUGAUAUCUCCACUAUGUUAUGUUUUUGUACAUCUCUUGAGAUAUCUAUGGGCAAGGGCCUUCCCUCAUUUGUCUGUAUACCAUGUUUCAAAACAGUUCGAAUAGCUUAUAACUUCAUUCACCAAUUCAAAGAAAGUAACAAAAAAUUAAUGGAUGAAAAAUUGAUCAGGAAAGUUGAAAUUUCUGACCCUUUGGAGGUGACAAAUAACUGUGGUGGAUCCCCAAAAACCUACAAGAUCAUAGAUAGAAUUGAGACUAGUGAGGUUAAGAAUGUAAAUGAACUAGAAACUAACAUGUUUCCAAAAUCAGAAGUUGAAAUAUAUGGAACAAGUCACAUAAGUCAAGUAGAUGAUUUCCAAUUGGUCUAUGAGGAACUAGAAGAAAAUCUAGAUGAACCUAAUGGUGCAGAAAUCUACAACUGUGAGAUUGAACCAGAAUUAGAUGAGACACCAAACAUAAAUGAGCAAAACAAAGAUGAAUCAGUGAAUCAUGCCAAAUCAAUUCCAAGAGUAAAAGUAAAAACACGUUUUGCUUGCCCUGUAUGUCCAGGAAUAUAUUUUUCUUCCCCUGAGGAGUAUUUCAUAAACCACAUGUUGAAGCAUGAAGACACUUCAUUCCACUGCAGAAAUUGUGAAAAUGGAAUGAUCUAUAAUGGUACCACCUACAUCAAACAUUUCAGGGAUGUGCACAAAAACCAAUGUCCAUAUUGCAAUAAGAGCUGUCCAACCAAACCUGCCUUAUAUGCCCAUUUGAGGAAACAUUCCAAUAUAAAGUACUAUUGCAGUCACAGAGGAUGUUCCAAAGUUUUCAACAGUAAUUUCAAUCUGAAAAAACAUGAGAGCAUUCAUUCUCAAGACGUGAAACAUGUUUGUGAAGAAUGUGGGCUUGAAUUCAAGACCUAUGACACUUACAGGUAUCACCAAAAGAAGCAUGGGGGACGCAAAUUCUUGUGUACUUACUGUGGAAGGACUUUCAUACAGUCUGUUCACUUGAAAUAUCACAUGUGGUUGCAUACAGGUAUCAAACAGUUCAAAUGUGAUAAGUGUGACAAAAGUUAUACUUCUGUUACACAGAUGAAGAAGCAUAAGAGAAGACAUCAUCCAAGUGAUAGUGAGGAAGGAAAUGAAAUAUUCUUAGAAGUGAAUAUCUAA